Messenger RNA from Eruca vesicaria subsp. sativa (arugula), 1255 nucleotides. The record is from the annotation of a GenBank genome assembly. Lineage: Eukaryota; Viridiplantae; Streptophyta; Magnoliopsida; Brassicales; Brassicaceae.
AUGUUUACCGAAGAAAAGAAGAAAAAUACCAACUAUGGAUCGGUAUUUGUUUACUGCUUCAGCUGUUUUGUUUUGGUUGUAGGAGUAGUAAGAUUUGCAAAACCUUAUUACAACCUUCAAAACCUAAUGGAGACAGAAGCAGUAAUAGAAGAAAGAUUGUUGGACAUGGGAAAAUCAGGACUACUUCCAUGUGAGUUGAGGAGCUCUGUCCCUGCUCGGAAUCACCACAAGCUCUCGCAAACAGUAAGUGAAGAGACGAGAACUCGUCCUCCACUUUCCUACUGUAUGCAGUUUGAAUCAUUUUCCAAUCUCACCAACAUGGUCAAAAACAACGGUGGCAAGUACGAGUCACGUCCUUUCUCAGCUGGUGGAUACAAUUGGACGUUACUCAUCUACCCAAACGCUAACAAGCCAGAGGGCAAGAAUUCAUACAUUUCGCUUUACGUAAAAAUCGACAAUUCAAGUCUCAUUACCUAUCAAAACGAAGUGUAUGCGUGGAUCAAAUUCCUCACCUAUAAAAGCGAUAAAGACACGUACUAUGAGUUCCAUGCGACUGAGGCACAGAGAUUUCAUUUGUUUAAACAACAGUACGGAGUGCUAGAGUUUCGUCCUAUCGGGUAUUACACAACUACGGGAUAUGGAUACCUUUUCAACGGCGAACAGUGUGCGUUUGGCGUUGACAUCGUGGUUUCUAAACCCUCUGCAUGGGAAGAUGCCUCUUAUGAAGAAAACAUCCGUGACCCUAUUCUCGAAUGGAGAAUCACCAAAUUCUCUGCCGGCGAUCAAGUCUCUUACACUUCUGAUACGUUUUCUUCCGGAGGAAGAAACUGGAUAUUGAAAGUGUAUCCAAAUGGAGUUGGGUCUGCUACUGGUAAUUCGUUGUCACUAUACUUGCUGAGUGCGUCGAACCAGAAGGGUUACGUGAAAGCCAAGUUUAGAGUUAUUAACCAAACUCCAGCCAACAAUGUGGAGAAACAAGUUGAGGGAUGGCCAAAUGCGCAAGAAAAUGGAUGGGGUGUCGACAAACUUAUACCUCUUGCAGAUCUCAAAGAUACAUCCAAAGGUUUCCUCGUCAAGGAUACCGUCAGAUUUGAAGUCGAGAUCCUGGCCUUCUCUAGAACCGACUCCAUCUCUAACUAAGGCUUAAGAUAAUCGUAACUCGUACGUGUGUUGUUUUUUCCUAUCAUAACAGGAGAUACUUGGUAGCACUUUGUUUCACUGUUUCUGUUUCCGUCCAAUAAUAAAGAGUCCGAGC